Paramuricea clavata is the source of this 28614-nucleotide messenger RNA. Lineage: Eukaryota; Metazoa; Cnidaria; Anthozoa; Malacalcyonacea; Plexauridae. The record is from the annotation of a GenBank genome assembly.
GAUCUAGACAAGUCUGGACAAAAAUUCCACCACAGCUUGAAAGAGCAUCGCAGAAUUAGUAAUAUUCCGAAGUUUCGUUGCGAAAUGUUGUAAAAUGCGGACAAUAUAGCCUUGCGAAGUUUGCCGUUUUUCAGUCAUUUUGCAUUACAAACGGGAAAUUGAUAAUCAGUUUGAUCAUCUGAUUCUGUGUGAAAUUUUUGUCCAGACUUGUCUAGAUCAAAAUUUCACUUAAAAGGGGGAAAGGUCUAUUACAUUCAAAUAUAUAUUUUAUGCAAUCUUUAUAGUUAUCCAGCAAAACAUCCUAUAGACGAUUGUGGUUUUAUUCCGUUGAUGUUGCUCUCCUGGAUCACUCCUAUAAUGAAGAAAGGAUUUAAGAAACCUCUGGAGUUGGAUGAUUUGGGCAAACUACCUCGAAAUGAUUCAGCGUCCUUCAAUUACAGAAGACUUCAAAAAUUGUGGACGGAAGAAGUAAAUAAAAAGGGUUUAGAAAACGCUUCGAUUGGAAAGACGCUUUUUAGAACUGCGAAGACAAGAUCUAUUGCUGGUGCGAUGUUGUUUUUACUCGCAUUAAUCACCUCUUUUGUUGGGCCGGUAUGUAAAGAAAUCCAUAAUUAAAUUGAUAUAGUUUAUUAACUAUAUAGGCAUAUUAUACGUGCAGGCAAUUUCGCGCAAGUCGGAACAGAUGUGCAACAGGUCUGUUAAAUCCUGUUGUCAACAAGCCAAUAUCUGGAUGCGUCCGCUCGCCUUGUACCUGUCUGUUCUGACAGAUCCGCAAUUGACAUGUAUUUCUUGCUUUGAUAUUUAUUUGGUUAAAUAUUUCAACUUGAACGAGAAACAGGUCUGUUACAAGCUGUUGUGACAGAGCUGCAGCAAUGCUAUUUUCAACAGGCCUGUCGCAAAUUGUUGUGACAGAGCUGCAGCAACACAGAGUAGCACGUGACUGACCGUUGUAAACACUGCGCAAGUUUACGUUUUCAUGUACCCACUUUUUUUCAGGCGACCGGGAAAAAAAUGAUCAACUGCGCGUGCUCAGCAAGUUUAAAGUGAGUCGUCAUCAGGUCGUCAUCCAAUCAGAUGCAUUCAUCUAGUAACUUGCCAAGCAUGCGCACAAAAAAGGUACACUAGUUACGUCUCUGUAUGUCUCUACUCUGUGUCUGUGUCAACAACUUGCGACAGGGCUGUUGAAAACAGCAUUGCUACCACAGAGUAGAGACAUACAGAGACGUAACUAGUAUACCCACUUUUUUUGUGCGCAUGCUCGGCAAGUUACUAGAUGCAUGGAUCUGGUUGGAUGACGACCUGAUGACGACUCACUUUAAACUUGCUGAGCACGCGCAGUUGAUCAUUUUUCGCCUGGUCGCCUGAAAAAAGUGGGUACAUGAUAACGUAAUCUUCCACAGUGUUUACAACAGUCAGUUACGUCUCUGUAUGUCUCUACUCUGUGCUACGGCUAUGUUGUCAACAGCUUGCGACAGACCUGUUCCCGCAAGCCUGUUACCGCCUGACGAAACCAACAGACCUGUCGCGACUUGUUGACAACUUGCCGCAAGCCUGUAAAAUCAGCAGCUGCGACAGGCCUGUGAGAUUUCUGGCUGUAUAGGGUUCAAAAUUAAAAUAAUUUUGGCGUUGCACUGAGCUCACUGAAAUUAUAUUAACAAAACGAAUCAAUAUUUAAUUAGUGUAAUAAUGUUUUGAAACUAGAGCUAAAAACGUCCUAUACAGGACACAUUGAAAUUCAAAGUAUCAAAGUGAAAAUUUUAAAGUACUCGCUAUAGUACUUACUAGUACUUACUAAUACUUUGAAAUCAGAAUUUACAUAAUUUCAAAGUACUACUACUUUGAAAAAUAUUGAUUACAACCUUUAAAUACUCAAUUUCGGACUUUACUGGGAUUUCAAAAUCCUCGUUCAUUAAUAAGCCCCACCCCCCUGCGGCGCGCCAUUUAAAAAACGGGACUUGAAAAUACCAGCAAAGUCCUAUUUGAAUUAUUACAGUAAGCGUGAAUAAAAUGAAAACAGAGGAGUCUUCUAAAACAUUGUAUACUGUGUAGAUUGACAAAAUUAAAAUACUUGUUCAAGAAACCAAUCAAAUCUUUAUUUUGUUAAUGUAUACGAUUUUCAUCGCAAAGGAAAGCUGUACACGCUAGGGCCUCUCGUUUUUCUUGAAAUGGUAAAUAGUUAUUUGUCACCGGGUUUACGUAUGUGCAAAUUCCUUGACGAUCACAUUCACACAUGCUAUGAGAUAGUGUUCGAAAAAUCCAACCAUUUUUAGUCGGUGAGCCUGGAUACGCAUAUAGUUUCACCAGGGCCGUAGCUAGCAUGUAUAGUUGGGGUGGGUGGGGGUGUAGGCCAAAAAUUUCCGAAUGACGAAGAAAAUUUCCGAAUAUUUCAUGGCAUACGAAGCCACGAAGGUGUUUGCUAUCCGGAAAAUGUAGAUGCAAUUUACAAACAAAAAUACACAUAGUUUACGCAGACAUAUUACAGAAGCAUGCAGUGCUGUAGGAAGCAUUCUCGUACCCAGAGCCCUUCUUACGCGCGUUCGACCGAGCACGACGAGGGGCUCUGGCCAAAUCCAUAACCGGAUACCAUAAAAACAUGGUAUCCGGUUUAACACUGCGCAUGCUCAACGUCAAACGCGGAUAAACACUUCGGUUUUCUUGUUUGUUUCGUUUUGAAAGUUUUUCUCUAGGAAAACCCCACAAAAGCGGUAGGUUUCGCUAAUUUUAUUUAUUUAAAUCAAUUAGUAGGUAAGACGUGAUGUUCUCAAUGUAUGUUGAUAAAAUUUAGUAUAUAUUUCCCUCUUUUAAGAAACGAAAACGUUGUCAAAGCAGUAUAAAUGGAUACGGAUACGAAGACGAGAGAUUGUCUCACUAUUUUAUAUUCGAUUUUAAGUCGCUGUUGUACAGAUUUUUAUACUUUUUUUGUGUUUUAUUAAAAGUCAACAGUCAUACAUAAGACAUACUAUACUCCAAAUCCUUUGAAAAUUGUAAAAAUCGGUUUCUAGGAAGAAAAUAGUCACAAUUAACUUCAUAUUCUGGCUGGCUUUAUUUUCUCUUCAGAUCUAGAUGGCACUUCAGCUUUGAACAUGUAACACAGAUUUGUUUGAUUAACAUCACUGAUUUGGAAAUACGACGAGCAUCUCCCAUAAAUAUGCUGACUUUUUGCUACGAGAACAUCACGUCUCAACCUAUUAAUUUCAAUCAACUAAUUGAUUUAAAUAAAUAAAAUUAGCGACAUCUACUGCUUUUGUGGGCGAUUAUCAAGAACAAUCUUCCUAACUGCUUCGUACUGCUGUCCUUUCAACUUUAAUAAUGUCUUUUCUCCCAAUUUUCUCCAAAACGAAACCAACGCUUCAUGGAGCUCUUGAUUUUUAUUCAUAUUUUAUACGAUAAACCAUAUAUUUCGUUGUGGCCAAUCAGAAGCCAGUUUGAUAUGGAUUUGGCCAGAGCCCCUCGUCGAACGCGCGUAAGAAGGGCUCUGGGUACGAGAAUGCGUAGGAAGCUCUUUUUUAUUGGGGGCUAGCCUGCGUAGCAGUCGCUUUAUUUUAUUGUAGGUUUUGAGGAUUUUUGAAUAAAUGGCGAGUUAGAAAAAUGGACGAAGAAAAAAAAGGGCGGAAAAAAACCGGCGAAAAAUAAAGGGCGAAGGGAAAAUAAAGCGCCUGCAACCGUCCUUAAUAAAAAUUAAUUCCGCCCACUUACUUGAAAUUUCCGGCCACAUUCCACGGCGAAAACAACCAACCAAUCAGACACGAGCAGCAAGUAUGAAGUGAAGUGGCGGCGUAAUUUAUGUAAUGAAAACAAACAGACAUCGCGCACAACGUGUGAGAGUUUAAGAUCUACGGCCGGCUCAAUGAAUUUUAGCUCAAUGAUGAGCGCUAAGCAAUUUGAUUACUGUAAUAAAUGUUUGAAGCUUUCUCAAAUAACCUCAAAAAUGGCUAAGCUCGGCUAAAGCGAUGCAAUGUUUGCUGUAAUUUCGACAUUAAGUAACACCUCUUGGGUCGGAUAACGGGAUAAGCUUUCACGUCGCUUGACAGACGUGAUAAUGCUUAGUUUAACGUUGUGUUGAGAAUGGCAAAGUCGUUGAGAAUAUCUCUGGGACCCCUUUGUUCAUCUUUCAAGGUUAGCCUUUUAACAGUUUUUUUUUAAAGAAUUCGAUACAGCGCUUCGUUCAAUAAACAUUCUUUUGUCGUCUCAUUUGGCAUUUGUAUUAUUCAAAAUGCACGGACCGGAAGCGAGAACACCUUGAGCCAGAUUUUGACCAAUCAGUAUUUUCCGUUCAGAAUCUGAACGGGGAAUUAAUUUUUAUUAAGGACGGUUGCAGGCGCUUUAUUUUUCCUUCGCCUUUUCCUUCGCCUUUUCCUUCGCCCGUUUUUUCUCGCCCUUUUUCUCUUCGCCCAUUUUUUCUAACCCGCCAUUUAUUCAAAAAUCCUCAAAACCUACAAUAAAAUAAAGCGACUGCUACGCAGGCUAAUUGGGGGCAGACAGAAUUCUGAUGGUCAGAGUUUUAGUAUGAUAUUUGUGACGUUACUCUGAGUAUGCAUCCACAGCGAGCAAGCUGAAAAGUUUGCUUGGCCACGGUGGGAGUCGAACCCGCGACCUUUGGGAUACUAGCCCAAUGUUCUGCCAACUGAGCUACGUGGUCAAGUCGGUUCGAGUUGUUAAUAGAGUUUUAGUAUGUCGAAAUUUACAAUUUGCUUACAAUUUAGCAGAACUAAAUGGGCGAAGGCGUAUUUAAUUAACUAUAUAUUGCAGGAAAGAGUAUAGGUAAUAUGAUUCUUUGCGGUUUGUCAUGGAUAAUAUAGCCGCUUAAAAUUAAUCAAUAGACCUUUCCCCUUAUGAGUGAAAUUUUGAUCUAGACAAGCCUAAACAAAAAUUUCGUUACGAAAUGUUGUAAAAUGCGGAUAAUAUAGCCUUGCGAAGUUUGCCGUUUUCCAGUCAUUGUAUUACAAAUGGGAAAUUGAUAAUCAGUUUGAUCAUCUGAUUAUCAAUUUCCCGUUUGUAAUGCAAAAUGACUGAAAAACGGCAAACUUCGCAAGGCAACAUUCAACGAAACUUCGGAAUAUUACCAAUUCUGUGAUGCACUUUCAAGCUGUGGUGAAAUUGUUGUCCAGGCUUGUCUAGAUCAAAAUUUCACUCAAAUGGGGAAAUUAAGGUCUAUUGUCAGCCGUUCCGCACGUUGUAACCAAUAAUUUAUUGGCGCUGUAAUGCCAUUGUAUGCAAUAAAGUAUUGGUUACAAUGGAUUUACAAUUAGUCCAAACGCUAAUCCUAACUCAAACCCUAACCCUAAUCCCUAACCCCUAGCCCCACCGCAGGCCCUAACCCCGGCCAGCUAUCCCUCCGGGGAAUUGCACUACCGCCUCCCCUCCGUCCACCAAGCAAAGCCAAUUACACUUAUAACUAAAACUUUUGUGCAGUGGUUGUGGUUUUGUUUUCAGUUACAACCCAAUACUUUAUUGCAUACAAUGGCAUUACAACGCCAAUAAACUAUUGGUUACAACGUGCGGAACGGGUGCUAUUGUAGAGGUGUGCAAAUCCGAUCCGAAUCCGAUCGGUUCGUUCGGAUUUCGGAACCAAAAUGUAAAUUUCGGAUCGGAUUGAUAAAGUUGUUUCCUAGUCGGAUCGGACUUCGAUAUCCGAAAUAAAAUGAAUUAAUUAUCCAUGCAUUAUCGCAAGAAUUAAUUAUCCAUGUAUUUAUCAAAAUAUGGUUGCGGUUGUCGCUGCAUUAUUCGUUUGAUACUUCAAGUGGACGUCACUUUGUCAGCUUCUUGACAUGUAUUUCUUGCUUUUAUAUUUAUUUGGUUAAAUAUUUCAACUUGAAUGAGAAAUUUAUUUUAUUAAAGAAUUCUUCGGAUCGGAUCGGAUUGGAAUUCUUUUUCAAAACUCGGAUCGGAUUCGGAUUAGACAAUUUCGGAUCGGAUUUUAAACAUUAGGCAAUUGUCGGAUUAUAAACGUCCGAUCCGAUGCACACCUCUAGUCUAUUGUCAGUAUUUUAAAGGUAUAUUAUUCAAUUAAAUGAUAAAGGUGUGCAUGAUUUUCGGAAAAAAAGAAUGAUUAUCAGCAAAUUAUUGUAAGGGCUGCUGCCCCCGAUCGACUGCUACGACCCUGAGAAGUAAUAAACCGAAAAACAUUUACCGAUUUCUUUUACGUUAUCCAUGUAAAUGCCGUGAUUUCGUAAAUCAGUUUAUACCAAUGGUUUAUACUGACAAUACCAUUUUAUAAUAUUUUCUCUGUUUAAACAACUAAAAUUUUGUUAUACUAUUAUUGCCGUAAUUUUCCGAAUGGCCAACCCGAUUUUCCGAAUAUGUUAAUUCUACAAAAGUUGGGGGGGGGGGGGUUAACCACCCCCCAGUACCCCUCGCUAUGGCCCUGAGUUUCACCCAUGUGGAACUUGAAUUCAGUGUCAACUAGAUACAAAAGCCACGGAAAUAAGCAAAUUGGGAAGUCUGUUAUUCAACCGACAACAGAAAAACUGAGACUUUAUGAUGUAAGUGUGGUGCAAGUAUUAGCUGGAAGAAUGUAACCUGCAGUGUACAUUCAAAGAUGAGCAGCAUUUUAGAGUUAACAAUGCAAAUCAAUAGACCUUGUUGUCAGUUUAUUACAAUACAUGUACCGCGAAACAAUGUUGAUAUAUCUUCAGCAGUGGAGAAACCACAAGACAUCUUCAAAAAACUAUUCGGAUGUCUUUGAGAGAUUAAUUAGGUUGUAGAGAAUACCGGUUUCAGGUGGACCCGAACAUUAUUUCCUGUAAAAUACACUGCGAGACGAGUAGCUGUUUCACUAAAACCUGAGUUGAAGAAACACAUCCAAGUGCUCGGCAAAAAAGUCACCUAACAGACCGAUUGGAUCAGCAGCCAAGUGGCAACAAAUGAGCGUGUGUACAUCCGAGAGACUUGAAUAAAAACGCUCUCAUUACUCAAUGCCGACGAUAGAAGAAGCAUUACCAAAGCUGUCAAAAGCCAAAGUAUUUGAAGACGCUGUCGAUUGUGUCAAGCAACUGGUUACGGAGUACCCCGUCUUACGCUAUUACGAUGUGAGGGCUGUCUGCCAAAAUUCAGCGUGACAGUACAGCGAGACAUGCAGACUUGGAAACAACUGCUAAAACCGAAAGCCUAUUUAUGAGGUAUUUAUGUCGAGAACGUUGUCAGCAACAGAAAGAUGGUAUACACAGAUAGAAAAGGAACGUCUGGCAAUUGUCUUUGCUUGUGAGAGGUUCAAUCAGUACACAUUUUAAUUCUGGUAGGGAGUUAAUCGCUGUGCAGAGUGACCAUAAACCUCCCAUGAGAUUACAAUUAUGUGUUCAUACAAAGGUGAUCGAGUAAUUGUAGCAACGGCACUUCACAAAGAGAUCACAAAGCGCGUGCAUGCCAGUUACCAAGGAAACCAAGUGUGUUUUAGACGUGCCAACAAUUCUUGCCCGAUAUGACCCAACAGACAUGAAAGACUUUGGAAGACGUGAAUAGUUGCAGAAUAUGUAUCACUGCCAAGCCGAAAGAGCUGCUGAAGACACCUGCAGAGUUACCUUUGAUGUUGACAACUAUCUAAUGCCAGUAGAUAGUCUGACAAUGCUUCAAGCGUUCGUAAACAAGUACAAAUAACAAGCAGAACAUUGCGCAGUCCUUCAAAGAUACAGAUUUUCUGUUUUUGUAUAAUCAUGUACAGAGCGAUAUGCCUAGAACUUGUAUAACAAUAUAGUCACUCAGAAACUUUUUUAUGCAGCAGACUCUGACCGGGGGCCCAGCAUUCUGACUAAGGGCCCCCGGUUUUUGCCGGGUGGCGCCUAAGGAGUUACGUCACUGUUAUGUAUACAACUAUAUAUAUUUAAUUGGUAAUAAGGUUUAAAUUAACUCAUUAAAUAUUUACGUUCCCUUUAGGCUAAAUCUUUUUUGUGACCAACAAUAUUCCAACAAUGUUCAACAAUUAAUCGCACUUAAGUUAAUAAAGACGAAAAUAUUCUAAACUUUAAAUAAAGUUACCAAUAUCAUCAUUUGGAAUUAGUUAAGUAGAGUGCUGCACAAGUAACUUAAUUAAGUGCCAAUUUAGUAAAUUGGAGAUGAUAAAGCUAUUUUCAGAUAAUAAAGCUAUGAAAUGUCAAACAUUAAGGAAUACCAUAUAGUAAUAUUUGUGAACAAUGUCAGUCUAUACAUGUCACUCCAUUGACAUUUGGAUGAUCAAAAUAACCAACUAUAUAGAAUCACUUAAAGUGGCGACACCAAUAUUCUGUCUUUUCCAAAUAAUGGAAAUUAGGUUAAAUUUGGUUAAAAGUAUCUUAAUCUAUUUUACUUUAUUAAGGAGAUUAAAAGGAAAUGACCACCUAUCUCCUCUCAAACUCCUCAGCGGCUCAUUGCAUAAAAGUACGGAAAGUCAUGGACUAAGUCACGGAAAAUACAUAGAAACCUCUGCGGAGGAGAGAGAACUGAUGAGUUGUGUUUUCCAACAUCAAUAAAAUAUGCCCUCACUUUGCUCUUUAGCCGUUUAGGGACAAAAAGAAUGGAAGAACAGCACAUUUAUAUAGCAUCUUCCAUCGCUACCAGGCCUAGGUUUCAGCGACAUUUUUAUUAUCUUUUACUUGAAACGAAACCUUAGUUAAUGAUAGGUUUCACAAAUCAUCAGCUCAGAUAUAGGUUAGCAUUCUCUUUAAAAAUUCCUUCUUGAAAUUAUACUUUAAGCCUAUAAUUUGGACAAAUCUUCCCACCUUUAGUGAUUCUACAAGGAAAAUGGUUGGUUAUAGUUAAAUACAGUAUAAAUACCUGAAACGUCUGCUAAACCCAACGUAGUAAUACUACACAAUUGAGCUGGGGACAUUUUCUGGGUCGGUCACCCUGUACAAGUAGCAUAAAAUAUGUACCAUUCUAAUAAUAUCUUAAUGCUCAGCUCUAGAAGACUAAUCAAGUGCAUGGAUAGGAAAAUCGGUGCUGUUAUGAGUAUUAUCAGAUUGUUGAUGAGUAUAUUGAUCGCUUUUAACUGCUAUUUUCACACUUCUAAUUCUUGCCAGGCGUUUUUAAUCAACAGAAUUUUGAAAUUUGUGGAAGCAAAAACGGAUCCAGUUGAGAAAGGAAUCAUAUUGGUAGGUAUCUUACAUUUUGGUUUAUAUAGCCAGUAUAUAUAUAUAUAUAUAUAUAUAUAUAUAUAUAUAUAUAUAUAUAUAUAUAUAUAUAUAUAUAUAUAUAUAUAUAUAUAUAUAUAUACGUGCUAAAACUGUCUUAUAAUUUCGUAUAACGGAACUGUCUCUAAACAUUUUAACAUUUCAGUAAAUCAGACCAUAGGUUUUCAAGCAAGUUCAUAAUCAUUUGAUUAAAUUACCAUGGCCAGAAAUCACGGACAUGAUUUAUUCUACUUCUUUCGUAAUUUGCAUAUUACGUUGAAAUAUCAUGGCUUCAAUCAUGAACAAUGAAUUAUAUAACGCGACGUUGUUAUAAGUAUGACCUUUACAACUUGCUGAAUCGCUGGCUGCAAAACAAAGUCAGUCAAGUAUUUAGACGUGUAAUGUGGGCCUAAUUUCAGUUACAAUACCUAUAUAUAUAUUCUGCAAUUAUUCGCUAAGCCUAUGGUUUGAUUUACUGACACACUGGAAUGCCAUAAUUAUUUAGUUUCCACCUGCUUUAAUUCAUGCAUUUGGCUUGUUUUAUCUACAUCACAUGGUGUCAGAAGAAACUGUACUCUGCCAUUUAAGGGUGGGGGUUAGGUGCCUCGGUUAGGGGUUAGGGGGGGGGGGAGGGUUAGGUUAUCAAUGGGUCUGUAUGAUGAUACACAUCAUACAUAAAAGUGCACAUGUAUGAUGACAUACAUCAUAGAUUGAAGUAUGACCGUAUGAUGAUAUAUACUGAUAAAAAUGAAAAGACCAUGCAUGCUGUUUGGGAAAAGCAAUAGUUACUGCUCAGAGCAGUAACUAUUGCAGAGUAGUAACUAUUGCCUCAGAGUGACUGCCAAGCAUGGGCGUACCGGAAGGAAAAAAAUAGGGGGGCGGAAAGAAAAUUGCCCGACUUUCGUGAUUCUGCCCGACUAGUACCAAAAAAUUUUUUCCGGAAAAAUUAUUUUGGCGACCUCCCCCCCCGUCGCCAAAAAAAUUUCGGUCAGUGUACCAUUUUAGGGGUCAAAAAAAUUUUCCGGACAACCAAUAUUUUUCGAAAAUCACACAAAUUCUCGAAAAUCACAAAAUUUUCAAAAAAAUUGACUUAAUUUUAGACUAAAUUUACAGAAUUUGUCCCAGUUUUUUUUAUUGCAAACCAAAAUUGCCCGACUGUUGAUCGAAUAUUGCCCGACUGCCCAAAAAACUGGGGGGGGGGCUACCGCCCAAAUCCACCCGGUACGCCUAUGCUGCCAAGCCACCGAGGGAGCCAAUCAGAAUGCUCAAAGGCCAUUUUUCAAUACUGAAAUUAUGCUAAAAAGUCAUAAUCGCCAAUGGGAUCGCUUAUAUAUAGGUGGUUGGUUUGAUGAUAAGUGAAAUAGCUAGAAGUUGGAUUCAAUCAUUGAGCUUCUUAGUAAACAUCAGGACUGGCACAAGAGCAAGGUCAAUGGUGUGGACAAUGGUCUAUAACAAAAUGUCAAGAUUGAAAAAUGCUGGAGACAAAUCUAUUGGAGAGGUAUGAUGUCGAGCUUUCUGAUAUAUGAUUGGAGAGCACUGUGGUUCAUAAUGGUGAAAUUUGCUAACCGACUUACAUACACUAAAGAUGGAUCAUGCGUGGAUGAAUCUUGUCAAAGAAAAGAUAGAUCGCCUUUAUUCGUUUCCGUAUAAACCCAAAUACACUGAUCGAUAUCAUUUGUUAAUUAAAACGAACAGUCUGCGUAGUUGAUGAUCUGUCUGGUAUAAAUUGCGUGUCAUUGCGCUUUUUUACAACGUUUUGCUUUCAUGCAUCACCCGAUAAAGUUUAUCUGUACCAUAACCAGAUAAAUUUCCUGAAUAUAUCUUUGUACCGGCACUCCUUCUUUUUAUUGAAAACUUAUCUUGAAAAUAUUCUCCUAUCUAGCUUGUAAAUAUUUGUGCCAGCGAUGCCCAACGUGUUUUCGAAGCUUUUUCAUUUGGUCCUUUUGUACUUGGUAAGUAUAGCUAUAAGCAUGUUGCUCAUUACAAAUAUAUCCGGAAUUCCUGUUUUUUCUGGACUUGUUUAAAUUCUUACGUGAAAUACGCGAGGUGAAGUAAUUUUGUAAAUGGUCCAUUCUCCCACCUCUGCCCCCCCUCCCCUCCCCAUGUAUUGUUUCAAGUUCUUGUAUGAGAAAAUAACUCGCAUUCCUUGUUCUUCUUUGGUGUAGGUGGACCUAUCGCACUUAUUAUUGUUAUAGCUUACACAACAUACAUAAUAGGACCUUCAGCUUUGCUUGGAUGCUUUAUAUUUUUAAUAAUGUUUCCAAUUCAGGUUUGUAAUGUUAUUUUCUCCCAUUUCUUUGUUUCACGUUUGCCGGCAUAUCAUCUGUGGAUGACACUUUUUACGAAGAAUUAAAUGCAAAAUCCAGGAAGCCGCGACUAGAAACCUGAAGCUAAUGUGAAUUCGAAUCCUACUCGAGACAUCGAAUUUUCGUUGUUCCCUGCAGUGCAACAAUAAAUAUGAAACUGUUUCUCUAUUUCUAUGAAUUAGGGUGUCGUUGGAAGGAUUUCGGGUAAAUUUAGAGCAAAGGCUGUUCGUGUAACUGAUCAAAGAGUAAAGUUGAUGAAUGAAGUGUUGAGUUGUAUAAAGUUAAUCAAAAUGUACGCCUGGGAGAAGUCAUUUGCUAAAGUGAUUGGAGGUGAAGUAUUUAGCUUAUAUUAAUGAGAAUGACCAUAUUUAAUGUUGUAGUCUAGGCAUGGCUCAUACCCUCAGGUCAUCCGAUAUGAGAGUGACAACCGGGUGCAUAUGUUUAGCUAAUAUAUAGCAAACUGGGGAAUGCGGGGCGUGCUCUGUUUAGAGAGGAAUGUAAGCCGAAUUCAUUUUUUUCUGUAACAAUUGGAAAAUUUCGGUUUUCUAAUUUCUGCCGAACACGUCUUUGUUUGUUGUGAUCAUAAGGUGAAAAGUUCGGUGGUUAGGCCCGGACUGCACGGACAUGCUCACGAUCUAUAUCCAAGUAGCUCGAAUCCCAGGACCAUUCGCUGACCAUGUCAGCUCCUGAGUGAUUCACAUGAGUAAGAAAGACGACAUAUUUUAGUCGAUUUUUUUUCAGCCUAGACCUAGGCCUUCUAUUUAUAUUUUAGCGCUUUUUCAUGUGAGAAGCCUGGAGUCUAGGCAAUUUGUGGGCGAGGGACAUCACAUUCUCGUCCCUAGAGCCAUUUUCACUCGGUCACACUCGGUCACACUCGUUGAAAAUUAUGCUCUGGGUUAGACGACUAAAGAGAGAAAUCUGACUGGCUUCUCAGAGAACUGCUAUUUCGCAGAAGUUGAGCAACUUUCACUAGGCAAAUUUAUUCUAUCAACAUAUGUCAACACAAAUAUUUCGUUUCUUCGUAAUACUUCACUGUGAAAAUUGUUACGGGUGUUUAAGCGUCCCAAUUUAAGAGCAUGCGCUUUAGAAACUACUGCAAGUUUUCUUGCACUUCCAGUUCCGUGUGUCCCAGGGCCUAGGGAGGACGCGAGCGGCCGAGAGGCCCUGUGGACGAGGAUAGGGACGUCAUUGAAGUCGAUUAACCUGCAAAUCAAGUGCACGUACUGCCUGGCGAGUAAAAGCCCUGGCGAGUAAAAGCCCUGGCGAGUGAGUAAAAGCCCUGGCGACAGGGACGUCGCGAAGCCAUCAACAUUGGGGGGUCGUCAUGGUUUGACCAACAUUUCCUAGGAUUUUGACCAAGUCGUGCAAAUUUUCCCGGAAAUGUUGUCGAUGGGGGGAGGCCAAAAAAAUUUUCCGGACUAACAUAAGCAUACUAGCAUAGUCAAAAAACAUUUUCCGGACUAACAUAAGCAUAUCCAAAAUAUUUCGACCAAAAUAAGCAAAGCUUCCAAUUUUUUCACCGCAAACAUAACAAAAGCUUUAAGAUUGUUAAAAUUGCGAACCAUUUCAUAACUUUGAGCAACUUCGGUCAUCUUUUAUCCCGAGUUUUACCUUCAAAUUUACGCAAAUAUCAGUUCCAUUUUGACCAACUUUGGGCAAAUAUCAGUUCUAUUUUGACCAACUUUGACCAACGUUACCCCCCCCCCCCCCCCCCCCACGCCCUCCCUCCUAUAGCGACGUCCCUGCCUGGCGAGUAAAAGCUCUGGCGAGUAAAAGCCUUGGCGCCGGAGUAAAAGCCCUGGCGAUUAAAGGCCCUACCGGCCUACGUCUAUGCCUAGAUAUAUCGAGUAAGAUUAGCAUCCAGCAGCUUUGGUAGCUGCCAACCGUAUAAUUAAUGUGGACUGUUUUCUAUGCCAAAACAGUUAUAUUUUUCUGGUUAUAUUUGCACGACAGAUGUGAAUUAUAUACAUAAAAACAGUCCAGAACUGCUACAAGGUGGAUUUUACUUUGUCUGGAGCUGUUAAACAUGAUUUGCGUACUUUUUUUCAGAAAUCCGUGAAAAAGAAAAGACUGUUCUUGCUCAUUCAGCUGUUUUGCAAAGUUUAAAUAUUUCUAUGACUAGCGUUGUGUCAACCUUCGCAACUGUAAUCACUUUUAUUGUUCAUAUUUAUACUGAUAACAAUCUUUUAGCCUCACAGGUUGGUAUUAAGUACUUAUAGAUACUUAAACACUGAGAAAGAAUAUAAUUAUGUGUUUUACAUUAGUUGCAUGAUUGUGAUCGCAGGCUGCAGGCAAUUAUUUUUGAACCAAAGAAACAUACUUUAUAUAACGCGCUUGUUGUGUUUGUCGCGAAGAAAGUCUCCACGUAGAGCUUUUGUCUUUGGAUGAUUUUUUGUUAGGACAUGAAAAUAAAAUGUCCUCUUCUGAUAUUCUUGUGGAUCUUGUCCUUAGUAUCUUUUGUUAAAGUGUCAAUGAUGCGAAACAUUUUAGAGCUUUUAUAUAGCUACUGUAUAGUUUUUGCAGAUCCCCCCUCACCCCCCUUUUGUCACUUUCAGUUGUCAUACCCAUUAGCGUACGGAACAGAUUUGGGACUGACAAAAAUUUCCCGAUCUUGAUCCAAAUUGCCCGACCUAUUACAAAACAUUUUUAAGUAUAGAAUCUGCCCGAUCUUUUAGUAGAGUCUAACAUAAGCCCUCUCCUAGGCCUAUAUGGUCAUACAUACAUAAUGACUGGCCAGACAAAAAUGAAUAUAUUUAUACUGUUCCAAUCAAUACAUUCUGAUGAGGGAUAUUAUUUUAUUUAAAAAAUUGUUCAAAACACAUCCAUUUUCAGUUUUUAAAAAUGAUAUGUUUCAUUUUCCAUCCUUACCGUUGUGUUUCAACUUUUCCCUUAUAUAUAUAGGCUUUUACAGUGAUUAGCGUUUUUAAUACCAUGAUCUUCGCCUUCGCAAUCCUACCAUUUGCUAUUAAAGCUAUUGCAGAAGCCAGGGUUUCGAUGAAGAGGCUUAAGGUAUAAUAAAGUUUAAUUGUUUGAAGUUCACGGUUUUUUAAAACGAUGUUACCAUACUCUUACUGAGUUUCAGACAAAAACCGCAUUAUAGCAACAUUUUCCGGCUUAGUCACUGUUUAAUGUUCCCACUUGCAAAGAAAGAGGACAAGGAGAAUAACUUUUAAUUGCUUUCACGCAACAGUUUUCCUUCUGUCUGUUAGAACUUCACGAACUGCAAUCCAAAGCUAGGCCUACUAUAUAAUUUUACUUUCUUAUUUUUAUCUUAGAGUUUAUUGAUAAUGGAAGAACAUGAACCAUGGGCAACAAAACCUGAAGAUGAAAAUGUGGUCGUAGAAAUAAAGUCGGCUACCUUUGGAUGGAAUGAGGUAGGUAUAUUUUAUCAUUUAAUUUCCUGUACACAAAGCUACACCGCGUGUUAUAUGCUAUCAGCAAAUUCAUAGGCAAAAUAUAUACUCAUGCCCCAUGGAUUAAUAUUAAAUUCUUGAUGGCUGUAAUAGUGAACGACGUCUGACAUCAUUUCAGGUGAAGCUAAAAGAACAGAAAAAAAUCACACCAGGUGAAGAGAAAAACGGAAAACAAACAAAAGACAGUGUCAGUAAGGGAAAAGGUAUUGAGUUUUGUAAGAAGAGAUCGUGCCAAAAUUAGUUUAUGGGGUAUAUAAAAAGCAGGAUUUAUAGUGGAAAAAACAUUUCGUAAAAAAUUCUUCUUUGGAACAAAAUAAUACAUCUCCAAUCUAUUAACCUUUGUGGGGGAACGUCAAAACAACUGCAUGUAUGGGGUAUACAUACAUAAUUUAAAAAAUAGUUAGUGCCAGCAUGCAGUUGCAGGCCAAGUAGAAAUUCUGUAAACAACAAAUGCUUGCUGUGUGUUGUGUUGUGUUGUGUUGUGUUGUGUUGUGUUGUGUUGUGUUGUGUUGUGUUGUGUUGUGCUUAAGCUUAUUUGCAUGUAUUUUGUUUAUCAAAGUACUGUCAGUUCAAUAUCUUCGAAAGUAUCGGCAUUGGACCUGAUUUUCGUUUUAAAAGCACAAAUUAAAACCAUGCCCAUUAGUACAUUUUGUAUGAUCCCUAUAUAGUAUUUUUUUAUAAUGACGAGUAUUUUUCAAAUUUUUGUGUUAAAGAUCGAUCAUCUGCAACCAAUGGAAGUAGAUCAGGAGGAGGGAGGGGUGGACCUCCAGGUAGAGGUGGUCCUGCUCCUGAGGAGUUUAAAACACAGCUUGUAAAGACCUUGUUUGACGUUAAUGUCACUUUUAAUAAGGUAAAAAUAAAUUAGUAUUUUAAUUUUAUAAAAAUCUCAGGUAAUUCAGCCAAUGUGCGGACUGUAAGCAAGAUUACAUAAUUACAAUCUUAUUGUCGUGGUUGAGAAUAUAUUACAGAAUAUAGCAUUAAAUAUUAAAUAUUAAAAACGGCGACCGGGAUCCCGGGAUAGGGAUCAACCUUAAUAAUCAAAAUUUAAGAGUAAUAACCAUAACCCCUUCAUUCGUCUUCCAAAGGACCAAAACAACCAGGGAGGGAGGGAGGGAGGAGGGAGGGAGGGAAGGAGGGAGGGAGGGAAGGGGGGAAGAGGAGGAUAUCUCAAUGCAAUGAACAGAGCGCGUAUUAUUCAAUAAUCCUUAAAACCAUUGUUUAGGGUAAACUUAUUGGGAUAUGUGGCGGCGUUGGGAGCGGUAAAAGUUCUUUGAUCAAUGCAAUCCUUGCCCAGGUGAGUAGGGCGCCGUUAUUUGGAAAAUUGCUGCCACAUUUUGGAGAUAAAACCUACACGUGCAAUACCAUGAACACCAGUAGGUGCUGAUAAAGCCCAUUUUUGAUGUGGAGGAGGGAAGAAAUGAGAUAUAGAAGGUGGAGUGAGGAGAAGGAAUGCGCACGCGCCACUGAUCUGUAUAAACACUGGAUAACACCGUUGUUGAAAAGUGAAGACGGGCGUAAUUCUGUGCCACCCAAAUCCCAGUUUAUUGUAGAUUUGUAUUAUAGAAUCAUAGUUUCGCCUUCUAUACAUUGCUGAUUGGGGCAGUAUCUUGACACAGAAAAUGUUUUGAUUUCCAAGCGUUGAAAAAGGGUUUGCAAGUUCAUUCGAAGAGUUACUGUUUUGUUCUUGAUAUUCAACGUUAUUUUAAACAGACAAAGGGUAUCUUCAUUCAGAAUACACUCAGCGGCACAGUCAGGUUGUUCUGUCUUUUGACAGUUAUUUUGAAUAUAUAAAUAUAUAAUGUGUUUAAUUUAAUAAAAUGCUAUCACCUAUCCGCGUAAUAGCUUGUAAGUAAAAUUAGAAUUCGCUAUAAAAUUAAAAUCAGUAUACUAUAUAUUAACUCCGAUAAGUAAUAUAACGUUUCCUUAUUUUAGAUGAAUCUCGUUGAAGGGAGUGUCUCUGUCAAUGGCUCCAUGGCUUAUGUUGCUCAACAGGUACGCGAAUAGAUCGAAAGAGAUUUUUCAGCCGUGACUACGAUCACACGAAAUCGGACGAAUUCGAUUCCAUUUCUUCACACGGAAAUUCUUGCGGUUAAUUGUGCUCGAAUUCAUCCGGUUUCAUGCGCUCCAUGUAAACACGCAGGACAAAAUCGUACGGUUCUGAAUUCGUCCGAUAAUUAGUGAACGUAGUCUUAUGUCGUUAAAACAGAGUGCUUGCAUGAAACGUGUACGAUAAUCGACAUACUGUACGUACUGUACUGUUGUAUAAAACGUACUGGGGGUACAAUUUCGCUUUAAAUUUAUGUUAUUAUCAAGGCAUGGCUAAUGAAUGCUUCUGUCAAGGAAAAUAUCGUAUUUGGUCAAGUGUUCAAACCUGUACGGUAGGUGUAUAUUCCUUUGCAUUCCUUUUCAUUUUCAUAAUCUUAAAAAAUAGGUCAUGUGUACGGUCAGGAUCGUCAAGAGGAGUAGAAGGGGGGGGGGCAUCUUCUCCGGGGGCCCAACCCAAAUGUGGCCCUCAAAACGAAGAAGGUCCCGACAUCGUACUCAGGGCUUCGUAGUCCACGUAUACGUUGUCCGCUUCUCCCAUUUUACAACUAUGACGUCCCCCUUGAAAAGUUUGGCCCCUGGCCCAGCGCUUAUUCUCUCAUUAUUGAAUAACAGCCAGUAAUUGAUUGUCAUAUAUAGGUAUGAAAAAGUAAUUUCAGCAUGCAGUUUGAAGCAAGAUCUGGACAUAUUCCCACACGGAGAUCAAACAGAGGUCAGUCUUAUGAUACUAGCUGGUAAAAGAGUUGAGUGAAUUGCAUGUAUACUACCUAUAUACUGUAUAUACUGUAUGACGGAAACCGUUGUUGAUACUUGAUGGAUCCUGACAUUUUCAUCUUCAAGAGUGUUAGGGCCUUGUAUCAAAACGUCGCGGAGCCCUGGGCUAAUACGGGAGCUUAUAUUCUUGAAGGACACCAACGUCAUUUUAAUAAAACGUGAUUGAUUGAUUGAUUGAUUGAUUGAAUGACAUUCACUAUAUAUCACCAAAAGAAUGAAGUUUGGGGAGUUUCAAAAGUCGUCCAGGCUCUGUUGACAACGGCAAAAUACUGAUUGCCAUGCCUCUUAUACAAUGUUACCAUUAAAGUUUAUUGAAAUUGUUCUUCCUACUGAAACUGUAUUUAAUUCAUAGGAUAGUAAAUAUAUACAGGAAUGUUUUUCUAUGCAAUUAUAUAUUUUUGCCAUUGACGCGUCUUCUAUACGCAGUAAACUCCUCUGUACCCACAUUUAGGUCGGUGAACGAGGAAUAAACCUCAGUGGUGGACAAAAACAAAGAAUUAGUUUGGCAAGAGCAGUGUAUGCUGACAAGGUAGCCAUACCACUAUACUGUUUUUGUUCUGAAACUUAUACAUCUAGAGUUGGUUAUUAUAAUAGCUGAAUUAGCCCUAAUCCUUGGUUAAAAUUUAACCUUUUUUCGUGUAUGUAUUUCUGCACAUCUUUUUGUUUCAAAACUUCGGACUGAGAAGAAAAUUCCUACUGAUCCAGACAAGAUAUCUAAAGAAAUAUUUCAGAAUUUAUAAACAUGCUGUUGGGAAGUUUUCUUUGAAUUUUGCUUAUCUGCUUUCAAACAAUCGGCCCCUGAGUUAAAACUGCUUCUGCUGUUUCUAGGAUAUCUAUCUGCUUGAUGAUCCACUGAGUGCCGUGGACAGCCAUGUUGGACAGCAUAUUUUCGAUAAUUGUAUCAAAGGCACAUUAGCUGACAAAACUAUUAUUUUUGUCACCCAUCAAUUACAGGUAUGGUUAUCAGUUAUAUAGAUGUCUUGUUGUCAGAGGCCGCGGAAGCAUUUCGAAAGUGGAGGGGAAUUGGCCAAAAGGGGCACUUUUGUAUAUGACCAAAAUCAAACGAUUUUAUAUCGUUCACGAGCCGAACGAAAAUGUUUGAAAAUAUGGAAUCUCUAUAACGUCGGAAAUGGCCUUUACAGAGUCUUUACUACUGCAAAAAGGGCACUUUCUUUCCAGCAAAAAAGGGCGUUUAUUCAAGAAAUACUUUUUUCGUUCUUUAAAUGGGGCACUUCCUCGGAAAAAUUUUAAAAAAGUGAAAAAAGUGUCCCCUCCGGUUCCGCGGCACCUGCUUUAGAUCGUAAUUAUUAACGAGUACAUACAUAAUCUCUACUGUCUAUACCCAACAUCGCAUUUGUCCCGUUCCAUCCCUCAGCCAAUACUAUUAAAUACAACUAAUACAUAUUCUGAAACGAAUAUUGUUUGUCCACAUGUCGCAUGUCACACUCCGCAACAGCUAACGAUGUUGCAAAUAUAAUAAAUAUCGUGACUUCGAAGAGAUGUACAGUUUCAGUAUUUAAUAGUCGGACGUAUAUACAAAUGUAUAUAACUGCUUUAAGGCCGAUUUACAGUACACAACUUUGCCUAAAACUGUCGCGUGCAACCUGUUUAUAACUUGAGUCGUACUGUGUAAAUCAACAUAGCCUACAACUCACCUGCGACAACGUAGACGAGUUGUGCGCUUGAUUUCAUAGGCGUACGGGCAACAAAAGUUUAGGGGGCGGUCGCUUUUUGCACAACGUCUUGUGAUCCCCACCCCCGGCGCCAAAAUUAUUUUUGCCCGACAGUGAGCAAAAAAUUGCCCGACUUAAGAAGAACGAAGAACUGGGGAGGUUCGCCUAUGCUUGAUUACAGUACAACUCAAGUAGUAAGCAGGUUGCAUGCGACAGUGUUCGGCAAAAGUUGUGUAGUGUAAAUCGACCUUUAGAUGUAUGUUUAAUUUCGCUUUGCAAUAUAUGAAACAUCAGUGAACAAUUUAAACUGUUUUAUAAUAUAGUAUCUGAGCCAUUGCGACACAGUCAUUCUUUUGAAAGCUGGACGUGUUGCUGAAAUGGGUAAAUAUGAAACACUUAUGCAAGAUGAAAAGGUAUAUAGCGUUCAAAAUUAAACUAUUUAACGGAACCACCUAUGCUCAAGUGUCUCUGUAGACGAGAAAGAUGGCCACGCGUAGUAACAUCAAAUUUAAUAAAAAAGGGGCCCAAUUAAUGAAUGGUUGACUGUGUAGGGAUUUCAUUUCAUAUACAGUUGAAUCAGAAUGAAUAAUAAUCAAGAAAACCUUAGUUUGUAUAGGAAAACUUAGAGUUUUAGUAAAUGAACUGAUUCUGUAUAUCGAUAUUGGUUGCAAUACUAAUUUGAAACAUAGACCUUUAUAUGCAUAAUGACGUCACAAGGCUUGAUGCCCGCUAGGAAUGGUGAUCUUAGUAGCUUCGCCCGGGAAAAUUUCGAUAGUGGCCAUUUUGAAUUAUUUAAUUUUCCUGGGCGAUGACUACUAAGACCACCAUUCCUCGCGGGCAUCAAGCCUUGGAGCCUUUAGUAACAAGCUCUUGCAAGCAAAGCGAAAGUUUAGAUACAGCACACCACUUUACUACACAGUGAAAGUCCGCGUCUUAGCAAUCUGUUGUUGUGAUGUUGGUGUAAUUAUUUUAGGCGCGCUCAACUACACGUAAGUUGCAAAUGAAAUAAGUCAAUUCAUAUAACAACUUUUUCCGUUAGGAUUUUUCAGUUUUGAUAAACAAUUAUCAUCAGAGGUUGGAGGCAGAAGAGAACGAGGAUGAAGAUGAAGAAGAAAACACCAGUAAACUUCUUGAAGAAAUUGUAAGAAAGAGAACUCUUUCUACUCAAAGUAUUGGAGACAAUCAGCCAAAUGCGACUGAAGAAAAGAAAGAAAUGAACGACGAGAGUAAAAUGAAUGGAGUGGAGAAGGGAAAAGGUAGGACUGAGGAUUAAAAAUGAGUUUCCACAAUAUAAUAUUAAUAUGGCAUAGGAUGUUGUAAUAUCACUUGAACAGGAGUCAAUGAAUCAAUUUGCCUAAUUACGCCAAAGUCGCCAAUUAUAGGCCUAUAACAAUUCGUAGAAUUAUGACAACUUUUUCAAGACCGUUCCACUGAUUCACAUGCAAUUGCACUCGACAUCAUACGAGACUUCAAAUUAAUUAUAUCUUGUAUAUUAUAUAUUCCUGUUGAUAAAUAUUAAUUCAUUUGUGAGGUAGAAAGUACUCUAAAAAUGGAGUUAAAAUGUUGGAGUAAAAAAUACUCCCAAAACAGAGUCAACUGGUACCUUUUUUUUACUAGUAUCUACUCCUUGAAAUUAACAGUGUGAACACACAAAUUUUUCUUUAUUUUAGAUAAUCUUAUGAAAGCCGAAGAUCGAAAAAAAGGAGGUGUAUCAUUUUCGACAUAUAUACGUUAUUGUAAAGCAGCUGGAGGUUAGUUUCUCAGUCGUUGAGCAUGCAUGAUAUUUUAUAAUAUUCUCGCUCAAAAAUAUACAUCAGUUUUUGAUAAAUAAGUACUUUAUUCAUUCACGCACUGUGCCCAAUUAAUGGGCAGAAAUUCGCUCCAAAACACUCUAUAUAUACAUGCAACCGCACGGCUGCAUGUAUGCCAAUGUCUCAGUUAUAUAUAUUCCAUAUAUUUCGAAACUGCACGCUUGUAAAUUAAGCUAGACAUGCAUGGAAUGGUGCUAAUGUCCUUAUCCACAACCUUGAUUGUUGCUCUAGGUUUUUGCGUUGCUGCCAGUGUGGUAUUGAUCCUGCUCACCAUAACGUUGUUGAGAAUUUUUACUGACUUUUGGCUUGGGCGUUGGAUUAAUGAUGGAAAUGGCAACAGCGUAAGACGCAACUCUUGUUUUAGACCUGAUUCACUGUACAAUGUGACAGUGCCAUAUAUAUACACAUAAUAGUUGGAAUAUUUCCAAAUAGUAAAAACGAAAAAGUCUGCAUUGGUGAUGUGUGUCAACGACGAUAUUUCGUAGAGCGUAUCGCAGCUGAGUUAGGCUGUAUGGCAAUAAUGUACUGUAUAUUGCCUUGAAAUUUGACGCUGCAUGAUGAAGAGCAUUUGAUCGAAUCACUGCAUUUAAUUUAUUUUAGUUUUUAACUUACCCUGAAAAUUGAGUUGUUAACAAAGCAAUAAGCCCUGCGCGUGUGGUCAGUUUGUUUACUAAAAUUAAUUAACAUCUAUAGGCUAUAUAGCCUUAAUUCUUAAUUUGAAUACAUUUUUAAAAUUUUAGACUGAAAGUGAUUUGUCUCCUGGUGAAUUAAAUGACAACCCUGAUCUUGAUUUCUAUGCAGCUAUUUUUGGAUCAUCACUGGCACUUCUUAUGUUUCUUCUUGUCGUAAAAUGUUUCAUCUAUGUGAAUACCGUUCUGCGUGCUUCGUCUAACCUUCAUAAUCAGGUAUUCCGGGCUGUCACGAAAAGUCCCAUGGAAUUCUUUGACACGACGCCUAUUGGACAGAUCUUGAACAGAUUCUCAAAAGACAUUGAUGAGAUGGACACAAGAUUACCUUUCUUGGUCGAAGCUUUGGUUCUGAACUUGUCUUUACUACUAGUGACCAUAAUCCUCAUUGCUGUGCUAUUUUACUGGUUCAUUAUUGCGCUUGUUUUCUUCAUUGCUCUAUUCAUUUUCCUAAAUAUUGUUUUUCGUCGUUCUGUUCGUGAGUUAAAACGUCUCGAUAACAUAUCAAGGUCUCCUAUUUUCUCUCAUAUUUCUGCCUCAGUACAAGGACUUUCAACUCUGCAUGCCUACGGGAAAACUGAGGAAUUUGUGGAAAAAUUUGAAAAAUUACUGGAUGGAAAUACUUUGCCAUUUUUCAUGUUUGCUUGUUCUCAUCGUUGGUUGGCUGUGCGGCUAGAUAUAAUCACUAUUGGUAUUACAACAGUCACGGCACUGCUUGUGGUUCUACUUCGAGAUAAUGUUCCUGCUGCCAUGGGUGGACUGGCCAUUACUUAUGCUAUACGAGUAAGUAGCUAGUUUAUAGCAUCCCGCAUUUCCAGUAGCCUCCUCCGCAGGUAUAUCACCCGAGGAAUUGGGUGGUCGGAGAGGCCUGCGGAGGAAGCUACAUUUCCAGUAUCUUAUACGAUCUUGUUAAGGAAUUUCAAAACAGAACAGAAAUUUCUCUAUAGUAUUAAUAAUACUAUAUCAUGCAAUAGUUGAAUUUCAAUAAUUAAAAUUAAAUGCUAAACAUGCAGGAGCAUGGUCAUCUGUUAUGAUUCAUGUAUUUGCCGCCAAAGAUCAAUACAUAUAAAAUAUGUUUACAGUAGUUAUAAAAUAAUGAUUACUCGGCCUUUUUUUACAGUUGACCUGCAUUGUAACCAACUUGCAGUGUAUACUGUAUGAAACCUAUACAACGAUACUGUAUCUCCUGGGAUUUUCCAAGAUCAUAUCAGUUUCCGAUUAUCAGUUUCAAGAAUUUCCUGGAAAUAUUUGUUUCAGUAUUAUGUUGUUGCUUAUUGCACUAUUUACUAUUUGAUCAAAUCUUACUAAUAUCGUUCGCAUUUUGUUGUCAGAUGUCAGGUACACUGCAAUUCACAGUUCGUCUUACAGCUGAGACUGAAGCAAUAUUUACCAGUGUGGAACGUCUUCUUCAUUACAUCGAUAAUUUGAAGCAAGAAGCUCCCAGCUCAAUUCCUGACAAGAAACCUGCCGAUGUCUGGCCUGCCAAAGGAAGUUUGUCUAUGGUUGGUCUGAAGGUAACUUUUAUUACGUUCACCAAUUUAUAUAAAUAUAUCGUUCCUAGCCUACAAGCGUUGAAAUUAAUUUGUAGACGAUUGAAAAAUUUCCGAAAUCCCCCCGCUCCCUAUACAAUGUUGACUUGUCAUUCAGUAAUCAAUGUUUUGACCGACAUUGUGCUAUAGGAGGAGUGAGAGGGGGGGGGGGAGACAUGCAGUAUUUCUAAAUAUCAUGGACCAACUAUAAAAUAAUAAUAAUAUGGCUUUACAAAAUAGUAAGACAUGAUACGUUUUAUGAAAAGUCGAUGGAUAUUAUCAAGCAUGCCCAUAGCCCCGAUCUUAAUCCCCACUGGCAAAUCACAACAUAAUCCAAACGGUAUCUCAAUGGCGCUCACUUACGUGGUAUAAACUACAAAAACGGUCCACUGCUCAGCUAUACGCUCUGUCACUGCUCAGGAUGUUUUCAUUUCGACGCUGUAACUACUAAAAAUCGUCUUGAGCUGAGACAAAAUCAACAUCUAAAAUUAUCAGCCACCGUGACUACAUAAAAAUAUAUAAUAUAAAUUGCCAAUUCUAUUUCAGAACCAUCCUCAGAGAUAGGAAAACUAGUUUCAUAUUAAUCUGGCACUGCAAUCGAGCAACGAAAAAUUCGUUGGCUCGAGCGGGAUUUGAACUCGCAUCUUCGGGUAUCUAGACCGCCGCUCUACCUAUUGAGCUAUCGACGGUCUAGAUACCCGAAGAUGCUACCUAUCGGCGGUCUAGAUACCCGAAGAUGCGAGUUCAAAUCCCGCUCGAGACAACGAAUUUUUCGUUGCUCGAUUGCAGUUGUCAGAUUAAUAUGAAAAUAAAUUGCCAAAUUUACGAAAAUCUUAUAAAACUUGGAAGAUAAGAUCAGGCUUUCUGUUAGCCGUCUCUGUGAUUUAUAUAAUUUGUUAAUAUUCCAAUCAAGAAAUUAAAAUCGAUCGAGUGUCCUUUACAAGGGUUGCAUGUACGUUGUGAAGUUCAUUUCACAAUACGCGACGUUGUCCUGCGUAUUACGGUUUCAUUACCAUAAUUAUAAACAUUACUGAGAUAAUCCUCUCUUUUGUUUUACCAGAUGCGAUACAGAGAAGGUUUACCAUUAGUCUUAAAAGGCAUCACUUGUAAUAUCAAAGCCGAGGAGAAAAUAGGCAUUGUAGGUCGAACUGGUUCAGGAAAAUCUUCUAUUGGAGUAUCUCUUUUUCGACUUGUGGAACCUGCAGAUGGGACAAUAUGUAUAGAUGGAGUUAAUAUAUUGGACAUUGGUAAGAAUGAUCAACAGUCAAGUUAUACCAGGUUGUAAUUAUUUAAAAUAUAUUAUUGCCAUAAAAGAAGAUUUUCCCAUGCACGAGCUUUUCAUUAGGAUGGUAUCCAUACCUGUACUAAAGUACUUCUGUUGCUUUGAAAGCAAUGACGCUUUGAUAUGGUGGAUAUUUUGGCUCUAUAAACUACAUAACUGCAACCUAAUAUUUUAUUUUUCUUCCACUUAAACUAAUAUUUUUUUGUUCUUGUCUACUUUCCAGGACUCGAUGAUCUUCGAUCAAAAUUAUCGAUUAUUCCACAAGAUCCUAUCUUGUUCAUUGGAACUGUAAGGUAAUUCAAUGUGAAGAACCGUGAACACUUUGGGAAUAAGAGGCUAGAAUUAAUUUUCAAUUUUGGUAAACAUGCAUGAUGGUUAACCGAUGCAUAGAGCUAAGACUGGACAUGCAAACAUUAAUUUAAUUCAAUUAUUGGCAUAUUGUCUCAAUAAGAUUAUGGCUAUAUUGGUUCUCAAAUAAUGUUUUUAAUAUCGAUUAAACCAACUUUCGUUCCAUUAAGAAUCGUUGGCAUAGUUUUAAAUAUUUUCAUAUAAUUAUUAUUAAUUACAAAUUAAUAUUAUUAGUAUAUAUAUAUAUAUAUAUAUAUAUAUAUAUAUAUAUAUAUAUAUAUAUAUAUAUAUAUAUAUAUAUAUAUAUAUAUAUAUAUAUAUAUAUAUAUAACGUAUCGUAAACCAGAUAAACGUAUUGCUGCAGUUAUCCACCUGUAAACAUGUCUGACAAAUACUGUUAAUUUAUACAUGAUAUACCCAUGAUAUUUCUAAUUUGGUUCCUAUAAAUAGAUAUAAUCUGGAUCCAUUUCACGCACAUGCCGAUGAAGACGUAUGGAUUGCUUUGGAAAGAGCACAUAUAAAAGACACUAUCAGUAAUUUGCCGUUGAAAUUACAAGCACCUGUUGUUGAAAAUGGAGAAAAUUUUUCUGUUGGUGAAAGACAACUGAUGUGCAUGGCCAGAGCUUUGUUGAGAAACUGUAAGGUGGGUUAAGUGAUUAAUUGCGGAAGUAAGAAUGACCUUGUUUUACCCAAUUCCACCAACCAUAUUCAGGACCAUAAUCGGGAAAAAUCUAUAUUAUAUGGUUGGUGGAGUUGGGUAAAUACAUCAUAAUUGAAUCUCAUACUCAUUACGUCAUUACACGCGCAGUAAUAAUUCAUUUUCAAGCAAAUUUUCAAAAUUAGCCAACCGUAUUGCUUUAUUUUGCUCACAUAAAUGAUGCCUGGUUCAGUAUAUUGAUCCAGUCCUAGGACUGGAUCAAAAUUAAUUUCAUCCGUGGACUGAAUCAAAAUUAAUUCACUUCACUUUAAGUAGUGAUAUAUCUGUAUGAGAUGUCAUCCUCCAAUUCGGACUGGACUAGAUUUCAAGUACUCGCAUUUUGAUUCAGUCCUCGGCUUCCUCAUAGUCGGAUUUGAAAUAUUACAUCAAUCAAUAUAUGUUGAAUGAAAAUCAUCAAGAUUCAAUUCAUGUUAUAGCAAUCACGAUUGGGUUCUAUGCAUAUCCAGCUAACAAUAUAAUAGUGAUAUAGGCUAAUGAAUUACGACAUCCAUAUAUUUUGCCUGGUAAUUUCCAGGUAAUUUCCUCUGUGCAUUCUAAAAAAAUGUGGGACGAAUAUAAAAAGUGAUUUAUAUUGCUAUUGUUUUGAGAUCUGGUUAUGGACAUAUUGUAAUUUUCAGAAAUUCUAUUUUCUUCAAUAAAUAUGGCACAUCCAAUGCACUUUCCUAAAAAUCUUUACAGAUCCUUAUGCUUGAUGAAGCUACUGCGGCGAUCGACUCUGAAACUGGUAUGAGUUCUGAAAAUGUGUUCAACUAAAUUAGCCGCUGUGCAUGUUAGCAAGUCGUGGUUAACAAUUUAAAAAACAUGUUUAUUUAGAUGCAAAAAUUCAGGAUACGAUACGUGAAGCAUUUAAAGACUGUACUAUGUUAACGAUAGCUCAUCGUCUCAAUACAGUCAUGGAUUCUGAUAGGAUUAUGGUCAUGGAACAAGGACAAGUAAGUACAACGGCGAUCAUAUUUCAUGUGUGUUUUGAAAAUCACCCAAGAUGGCGUCAAUUGUGAACCGCGAGUAAUUAUAAACUGUUACUCAAACUUUAACAUGCCUUUGACAUGCAUCAUGGCUUAAUAUAUGCAACUUCAUUUGUCGUCUUGCAUUCAAAUAUCAAAAGAUGACAUUUUUAUGUGUAAUAAAUAAACCAUGUUAUAAUGUUCUCAUUUGGUUCAUAAGCGCACGAAUUAAACAGUCAAUCGCCAGGAUUUUGGCGGCAUUUAAUAGAGACAGAUUUAAGGCUGCUGACGCUCGUGGCGUCAAAACGUUUAAAACUGGUGAAAACUUUUAAAAGCACUGAAAUAACACAGAGUGGAACACAAAAACUAACCUCGUAAAUUUAUAUAAAAUCUUCCACUUUCUUUAUAAAGCAAAUCGUCUGCUUGCUUUUGGCACAUUAAAUUGCUUCGUUUCCACGUUUGCCUGUUUUAGCAUGGCAGGCGCACAUGAAGGUUACAUUCCCGUGUUUCAUGCACGAAUUUGUUUCGUUUUGAUCUUGAGUCCAAUCACCAACCUAUAUCCUUAACCCAUGCAACUGUGCAGGAAACAUGAGGAAAUAACCAAAUGAAUUGAUUCAAGAUAAGAAUGAGAUAAGAAUGCAAUAAGCAGUAAUAAAUAUUGAAUGUUUAUAUGUGUGCAAUCAUAAAAAUAGGUACGCUUGGCGUACAUGUAUCUGCGAGAAAGCCACCAUAUUUGUUUUACUGCCUCUUCGCAGGCGUACAGCCCUAAUUAGUCUACCUGAGUGUUUAACGCACACACACACACGAUAGCACACUGUAGUAUCUAGCGCUUCGCGCAGAUACAAAAAGUAUUUUCAUGAGGUGAAAUCACCAUCAUUAUUGAAGUUUUCUAAUAGGCCGCAAAGCAAGUGUAGGGCUCGUUUGUGCGGCAGCAAUAAUACAUUUUCAUCAAUAUAUUUCUAUUUUAUUUCAGAUUGUUGAAUUUGACAAACCGUCUGCACUUCUGGCAAACAAAGACUCACUCUUUGGUUCUCUUGUUGCUGCAACUGAAAAAAGUCACCAAAACAAGAGCAGCUAGAAAUGGGGAUUUAUCAGCGUCUUGUAUUACAUAAAUUCUAUGAAUAAAUAUUAGUACAUUACAGUAUAGAUUUAUAAUAAGUAGCUAUACUGGACAAAUAUUUACCAUCGCAAUCGCAAAAGAGAAUUUGCUAUACGCCCAUUAACUCACAUAUCUAUCAUAAACCUUUGACAUUCAUUAUUGGGAAUUAUUGCAAUUAGUGAUCAAUAGUAUAUAAAUUAAGCAAUUCAUACAGUAUACACCAUAUAUUUUUAUAUCAUUUCUAGACGUUGGUAUUUUAAAUAGUUUUCAUUAAUUCAUCUGUUAAUAAAUAUGAUUUUCUGAUAUCAAGACUUGAAACCACAUCUAUUUCAGCAACAACGACUGACUUACUUUUUGAAGUAAUUCAAAAAUAGCACAACAUGCAGAAAGAACUGUAGAUUUCAUUAUGAGUGCGACUACGAGUAAAUCAGCGAUCCAACAUGUUUGUAAUAAGAUGUUAAUUCUUUCAGAACUGGAUGAUUUUACUAUACCGGCUUCGUUUGAUUUGCAAAACGACAUCCUAUAUCAACCUGUAUUGCAGUGGAUAGCUAUAUAGUGCUUUUACGUCACGGGCGUAAAAUAGAGCCGUUAAUGUCGCGGCUACAGCUGUUCUUGCUCAGUGGAAUUCAGGAAAAUGCGUAGAUUGUUCUUUUGAUUUUCAAGCAAAAAGAACCGACGCCAUCACUAACGGGAAGAAACACGUCGAUUUCUUGAGUUUUCGCGGUCGUGCCAAAAUUUCCACUCAACCUAACCCCAAUAUAGUCCUGUUCUUGCGUGUUAGGCUAUGUAAGGUUUGUUUUAGAAUUUUCCUUGACAACACUAGUUACCAGUUUCCUUUUAAACGCAUCCCAGUCAAUCUUUUCUUGUAAAGUUUGCUGAUGCCUCUCCGUCGGCAAGUAAGGUUGCAC